Scatophagus argus is the source of this 6243-nucleotide messenger RNA. RefSeq names its product IQ motif containing GTPase activating protein 3 (gene iqgap3). The record is from RefSeq and is a predicted model, not a curated record. Gene Ontology annotation, cellular component: cytoplasm. Bases 799 to 5682 code for a protein of 1627 amino acids. Gene Ontology annotation, molecular function: GTPase activator activity; calmodulin binding; actin filament binding. Gene Ontology annotation, biological process: regulation of GTPase activity; regulation of actin cytoskeleton organization. Lineage: Eukaryota; Metazoa; Chordata; Actinopteri; Scatophagidae. The transcript has 43 exons.
GAGGGGGAAACUGGGAGAUGUUGGGAGGGGGUGGGGCUACGUAACCUGUGGGUGGGGCCAGUGAUGACAUCGUCUUUACGGACCAGUUACCUGACAUCCUGCACAGAAGAAGAAGAAGAAGAAGAAGAAUAAGUUAACCCACUGAGAGCCCUGCAGAAGCCAGACUGAUGAAGAGAACCUGCUGUGAUCCGGAUCCGUUAACAGUGAAGAGAAACCUGCAGACUGCAGCACAGGGAGGAGGAGCUCACAGGCUGAUGUGGUUCUCCUGUGCUGGUCUCAGUCUGUGGACUCACUGCAGUCCUGCAGAGCUGCUGCAGGCUCGUGUGUCCACACUUUGACUGACGUUUGGCCCAUUUGAUCUGCUGGGACUCAGCUGGCAGGAGGAGCAGGAACUGUGGUGUGACCAGGACCGGACUGCAGACCCUGCUGGAACCAACAAGCAGCUGUUGCGCUGACGUCGUGAUGCUCAUCACAUGAUCUUCAUGAUCAGUCUGUAAUCGAUACACGAUCAAUGACAGCAUCAGCAGUUUUGGUUGACAGGUGUCAGUUACCUGCCAGUGUGAGCGUUCUCUCUGUUCGACCAGAGCUCACCUGAAAACACACACAGCAGAACAUAAGAGAACCAGGAGAACCGGGGGCAGAUGUGUCACUCACUGUGCUGCAGCUGGUCUGACUGGUCAGAUUGGGAUGAACUGGAAAUACAAAGACACGUGUUAACAGGACUCGUGCUCUCAACCUCUGGCUCGGGGCCCAUCUGAGGUCGCUGGAUCAGCAAAUGAGCGCCUGACGGCGGAGCAGAUGGAUGAGCAGAGGAUCCAGAAUGUGGCCUAUCAGUACCUGUGCAGGCUGGAGGAGGCCAAGAGGUGGAUGGAGGCGUGUCUGGGGGAGGAGCUUCCUGCUCCCACCGAGCUGGAGGAGGCGCUGAGGAACGGAGUCCUACUCGCAAAACUGGGCCAUCGAUUUGCUCCCAACGCCGUGGCUCUGAAGAAGAUCUACGACCUGGACCAGCUCCGGUACCAGGCGGUGGGUCUUCAGUUCCGGCACACCGACAACAUCAGCCACUGGAGGAACGCCUUGACGAGGCUCGGGCUGCCAGCGAUCUUUCAUCCAGAAACUACGGACAUCUACGACAAGAAGAACAUGCCGAGAGCAGUUUACUGUAUCCACGCGCUCAGCCUGUACCUGUACAGACAGGGUUUGGCUCCACAGAUCCACGACCUCUACGGAAAAGUGAAGUUCACAGAUGAGGAGAUCAACAACAUGAAGUUGGAGUUGGAUAAAUAUGGAAUCCAGAUGCCAGCAUUCAACAAGAUCGGAGGAAUUCUGGCCAAUGAGGUGUCUUUGGACGAGGCUGCAGUCCAUGCGGCCGUGAUUGCCAUCAACGAGGCGGUGGAGCGAGGUGACGUGGAGGCCACGGCCGCCGCUCUGAGGAACCCUAACGCUCUGCUCCACGAGCUGCAGGAGCUGCUGAUGAGCGUCUAUCAGGAGAUGCUGCAUCAGAGCAAAAGAAGGAAAGAGCAGCAGGCGGCCAACAGGUGUGGAGGUCAGGAGGACAAAGAUAUCUAUGAGGAGUUUCUGACUCAGAAAGAAAUCCAGGACAACAUCAACACUGUCAACGUCCGAGCAGUGGUGGAGCAGGUGGAUGAAGCUCUGGACUCUGCCGAUGAGCUCUCUCUGCUCGCGGCUCUGCAGAUGCCAUGUUUGUCCCUCAGGGGCCUCCGUACUGAGAAUGGGCCCUGGUACUUGGAGCAGCUGUCAGCCGACCGCCAGCAGAAGGCCCUGGACCAGGGCUGCGUGGAUCCUCUGGAGCCCGACGAGCUGCAGGAAGGUGUGACCAUCGCCAACCGGGAUGCUCAGAGGGCCCGGACCAUGCACGCGGCGGUGCAGAGUGUUAAUGCGUCGCUGCGUCUCGACGACCCCAGACACACAGUCAGCUGUCUGAUGACCUCUGACCUUCAGCUGCCUCAGGUGUUUCCAUUCGCUGCGACUCUUUACCACCGAGAGCUGCAGCUGCUGCAGAGGCGGACUCCACAGGGGGAGCUGCAGCAGGAGGAGCUGUUUGUUGCCGUGGAGAUGCUGUCAGCUGUUGCUGUCAUCAAUCAGGCCAUGGAGGCAGGAAAUCUGCAGCAGUUCAGCUCCUUAUUGGUCAGUCCGUCUGCAGGGCUGUCUGAUGUCGACCCCACCUUGUUGGACAGGUAUUUUAAGCAUCUGGUUGGUGUGAAGCAGCAGGUGGGCAAAGAUCUGCUGACCUGGAAUCAGCUGCAGGAAGGAAUUAACUCUGUGAACAACUCGGUGCAGGACGAACUGGAACAGCUGCUGGCUGUCAGUCAGAUUAACAAGGCUGUGAUCAGAGGAGACUCUCAGCAGCUGCUCUCUGCUCUGCUGCUGCCCUCUUGUGCUGUGGAUGAGGUUUUACCUGCCAACACCUGCCGAUACCUGACCCUGCUGACCAGAGCCAGGCAGCGUAAAGCUCAGGUGAGCGGAGACCCAGGAGCUGAGCUGUGGUUGGCCGAUAUCCAGGAGGUGGUGAGGAGAGCCAAUCAGGAGAGUCAAAAGGCUCUAAAGUUGUGUCUGUCUGUAGCUGCAGUGAAUCAGGCUGUCAGGGAGAAGCGAGCGGCUCAGACUCUUCGUGUCCUGACUCUGCCUGAGGUUCGGCUGCAGGGACUCGUCUCUGCCUGCGCUGCAGAUUAUCAGCAACGGCUGCACGGUUUGAUGACGGACAGGAUGCAGCGAGGAGACAACAGGAGUCCGUGGGUUCGAGUCCGGCUGGAUGACGGCUCCUUCUACUACUUCCACCUGAGCAGACUGGAGGGCAGCUGGGAGGAACCCAACGGCUUCACACACAACAGUGUGUUCCUCGACCGACAGCAGAUACAGGAAGUAGUCAGCAGUGUGUCAGGCUCAUACAGUCGCAGCGUCCUGUGGCAAAGCCGUGAAGCCUUCGUCGUUCGUCUGCAGGCUGUCUGUCGGGGUUUCCUGAUCAGACAGAAGCUGGAGGCUCGGCGGCGUUACCUGAUCAGUCAGACACCUGCCGUCAUCACCAUCCAGUCUCAUUGGAGGAGGUUUGUCCAGCAGGGGGUCUACAGGCGUCGGCUGCAGUUUCUCUACACGAACUGGAGAGCUGCUGUCAAGAUCCAGUCGUUUGUGAAGAUGUGGUUAGCGAGGAGAAAAUAUCGAGCUCGACUGAGUUUCUUCAGACGCAACGUGGGUGCUGUCAUAAAGAUCCAGGCCUUUUUCAGAGCCAACAAGGCUCGAGACGAGUACAGGAUGCUGGUGCACUCGGCCACGCCCCCCCUGUCUGUGGUCAGGAAGUUUGUUCACCUGCUUGACCUGGGCGAUGCUGACAUCAGAGAAGAGGCGGAGCUGCUGCAUCUGAGGGAGGAUGUGGUGAGGAGUAUCCGCUUCAACAGGCAGCUGGAGGCAGACCUGGACCUGAUGGACCUGAAGAUCGGCCUGCUGGUCCGAAACAGAGCCACGCUGCAGGAAGUGGUUUCUCACUGUAAGAAACUGACGAAGAAGAACAAGGAGCAGCUGUCGGACAUGAUGGACGUGGAGAGAAGUAAAGGACUGAAGGCUCUCAGCAGAGAGAGGAGGGAGAGACUGGAGGCCUACCAGCACCUGUUCUACCUGCUGCAGACUCAGCCGCUGUACUUGGCUCAGCUGAUCUUCUUGAUGCCUCAGAGUCGCUCCACCUCCUUCAUGGAGAUGUUGGUGUUCAGUCUGUUUAACUACGGCUCCGACCGUCGGGAGGCCUUCCUGCUGCUGCACCUGUUCACUGAGGCGCUGCGAUACGAGAUCAGGCUGAAGGUGGAGCAGCCUCAGGAGGUGGUCACGGGAAACCCCACCGUCAUCAAGAUGUUGGUGAACUUUUACCGUCACGCUCGCGGUCAGAAUGCCCUGCGGGAGUCCCUGGGUCCGGCCCUGCAGGACGUCCUUCUGGACCGAACUCUCAGCAUCAGGACCGACCCCGUAGAUGUCUACAAGACCUGGAUCAACCAGUCCGAGACCCAAACUGGACACAAGAGCUCUCUGCCGUACGACGUUUCACCUGCUGAAGCUCUGAGUCACCCUGAAGUCCAGAGACGCAUCGACAUCGCAAUCGUCAAUCUGAAGAACCUGACAGACCGAGUCUUCAAAGCCAUCACCUCCAACCUCCACAAACUACCGUAUGGACUACGCUACACGGCGAAGGUGCUCAGAGACGCUCUGGAGGCAAAGUUCCCUGAAGCCACUGAGGAGGAACUCUACAAGAUUGUUGGAAACCUGAUCUACUAUCGCUACAUGAACCCGGCCGUCGUGGCUCCGGACGGUUUUGACGUGGUGGACCGUUCUGCCGGCUCCGCCCUGCAGCCGGAGCAGCGUCACAUCCUGGGCUCCAUCGCCCGCAUGCUGCAGCACGCCGCUGCCAACAAGCACUUCCACGGAGACGGAUACCACAUCAGGGCUCUGAACCAGUACAUCAGUCAGACUCACAGCAAGUUCAGGAAGUUCCUGACGUGUGUUUGUGACGUUCCUGAACCAGAGGACAGAUUCAACAUGGACGAGUACUCCGAGGUGCUCAUCGUCCACAAACCUGUCAUCUACAUCUCUGUCAGCGAGCUGCUCAACACACACAAGCUGCUGUUGGAGCACCAGGAGGUCUUGUGUCCGGACCCCUCUGACCCCCUCAGGUUGCUGCUGAAGGACCUCGGCUCGGUGCCCACCCUGCAGGAACUCGCUGGUACUACGCCUGCCGCUGCAGGAGAAUCUUCAUCAGCAGAUCCAGGAUCAGAGUCCAGCAAGAUGGAGGUUUCUCUGACUCUCACCAACAAGUUCGACAUCUUCAACGAGUCUGACGGCAAGCUGGAUGCCAGAGGACUGCUGCUCAGCACGAAGCAACUGAUCAUUGAUGUCAUCAGGACUCAGUCAGGUGACUCUCUGAGUGACAUCCUGAGAGCAUCUGCGUCACGUGACCAGGAAGUGUGUCACGAUUGGCUGAUGCACCGGCGUGCUCGGCAGGACGCUCGUACACCUGAUAAGAUGAAGAGGAACCAGUCACUGGUUGCCAAUGGCAACCUGAGCUUAGAAGAGAAGAAGAGAAAGAUCCUAAGGAGUCUUCGUCGUCUCGAGGGACUGGGAGUCUUGAGACCACCUCAGACUGAAAGCCAGAUCCUGCAGAUGAUCGCCAAGGACAUCCGUCAGCAACGCCUGCACCGUCAGCGCCGAGGGGCGGAGCUUCAGAAGCUCCGUCAGACUCUCAGCAGCCUGCACACAAAGAGCCGCUUCCACAGUGAACAGGUGGACUACUACAGACAUUACAUCACUUCCUGCCUGGACAACCUGACCGUCGACAGUAAAUCGACCAAUAAGAAGGCAGCAGACAGCAAAGGGAAGAAGAAGCUUCCUGCUCUGAGCUACAGCGCCGCCCGACUGCAGGAGAAAGGAGUUCUGUUGGAGAUCGAAGACCUGCCUGCUACACAGUUUAAGAACGUCAUCUUCGACAUUGUUUCUGGGCCAGAGAAAGGAAGUUUCAAAGUUAAAGCUCGAUUCCUCGGAGUCGAGAUGGAAGAGUUUGUGCUCAAAUACCAGGACCUGCUGCAGCUGCAGUAUGAGGGCGUGGCGGUGAUGAGGAUGUUCGACAAGGCGAAGGUCAACGUCAACCUGCUCAUCUUCCUCCUCAACAAGAAGUUUUUCAAGAAAUGAGCACUCCUGCCGGGUUACAUAUCUCACUGCUCAUCUGUUCCUACACACUCCUAUGAGCUACAGAGUGAAGCAUCUUUACACUCCUAUCUUGGGUUUCUCGUGUCUUCCCUCACACCAAAUAUUGACUGAUAGAACUUUAUCAAGCUUUAUUGGCAUGAAUGUUAUUACCAGACCUCACUUACUUGUUACUCCAUUUUAAUAAGAGAUUAUUGCUACUACACUACUUUAAACAAAGUGAAGCAUCUUCUUUAUGCUCCUAUCUCUGUUUUUUCUGUCUCACUACAGUUUGUUUCUUUAUCCAGUUUUAUACAUAAUUCUCAGAGUGAAGCAUCUUCACUACACUUUUAUCUUUGAAUCUCAUUCUGAGCUUCCUGGAACGUAAACAGAGUGGGAUGUCUUCUCUACAUUGUCAUCAGCUGUCCUGAUACCUGAUCAGUUAAAUAAUCAAUAAUUGUAAAUAUUUUCUGUCUGCUAGUUUUACUUUAGUGAGAGAAAAGAGAAAACUUUUAAAUGUGUCUGAAUUGUCUGAAUGUUUUUACUCCAAUAAACAUCUGAAAGCUC